Messenger RNA from Grosmannia clavigera kw1407, 2520 nucleotides. RefSeq lists its product as uncharacterized. The transcript is spliced from 2 exons. Lineage: Eukaryota; Fungi; Ascomycota; Sordariomycetes; Ophiostomatales; Ophiostomataceae. The coding region runs from base 1 to 2520 and encodes 839 amino acids. The record is from RefSeq and is a predicted model, not a curated record.
AUGGCAACGCUGCAGUCUACCUCGUUCCUCUCUCGAACGAGAUCCGGUCGCGUGCCCAGUGCCAGAACAGCGACUGCGACAGAGUCAUUAGCGAUCCCUCAAGCUGGUGCUGGUGCCGGCCCAAACAUCUCCUUGCAAGCGCCGCUGUCCCCGUCCAACGUGUCGAUUUUCCUUACCAACCUCCGCCUUCUCGACCUCGACCUCGAGCCUGACUGGCCAGACAUCACAGCCCGCACGUUUUCAACAAAAGAUGCUGGUCAGGGCCAGAAGCGGCGAGUCCAGACGGUAGAAUGGGCGUUGUACCAGCUCUUCUGCCUCUGGGACCCGGAGGAGACGCUCAGCAAACUGCAGCCCUACUUUCCACCAGCAGACCAAGUGCAGUCUGUAAACCUGCGGGCCGCCCUGCUUCGAGCUCUCGAGCAGACAAAGAAGAACGGCACACUUGGCCGCGAUGUCAUCAUACGAAAGACGAUGCUGGAUGAGUGCCGGGGCGAGCGACUGGAGGAGGUGCUGGCCGUCUUCUCGUCGGCCGUCCUGAAGAAGGUGGUGGCCGAGGACCAGCUAAACGAGGGCGGCAGAGAGCAGCAUCCAGCUGCGGCCAAGUCUCUGGCGCUGGAGGACUGCGGAUACACGGGCGAGCGCACGCCACUCACGGGUCUGAUCCUGGCCCAUCGCGUCUCGCUCAGCCGCGAUCUGCGAGCCAAGGAGACGGCACGGACUCGGUACAAGGACUUUGCCGAGCUGCUGGACCUGAAGCAGCGCAGCAUUGUGCAGCGCCAGGAGUGUGCAGAGGCCUUGGAAGAGGCGGCAAAGAAGAAGGGAGGACAAGAGGUUAUGUCAGAUGACGCCCGACUGCACGUGUGGCGGGUAGUGCGCAACAACUGGUCGGGUAGCGAACAGUGGAUGGAGGCGCUUCUUUGCGGCGACGGUGACGGAAGAAGCAAUACUACGAGCAAAACGGACAGAGACGCUGUGCUGUCGACACCGUACGACCGCGUCUGGCGACGAGUGCAAGCCGGCCGACUGGGCGAGCUCGAGGGCCACGGUGGCCGCGGCUUGUUGGAGCAGCUUGACAAGCGUGCCAACCUGCAGCACGAGAGGCUGCAGAAGUGGCAAGACUACCGCCGCACUGUUUUCAAAAAGAGCGCCAGCGAAGAAUCCUCCCUUGCGGCAAAGACAGCUGCAGCAGCAUCUGCGCAAGGAAAGAAGGGCAUCGAUCUGGGCUUUGGGGCCCAUGGCGGACUCUAUCCGGCCGCGGCCAGUCCAAGGAAGAGAAGCGCCCAGGAGACAGCGCCCAUGCGGGGAGAGUACGCGGACCUGAUCAAGGGUCUGACCGCUGAAUUGGCCAAUGUUGACCAGCCGUCGGGACAGCAGUCUCUGACGGCCUUUCUGCAGGCCAGGACGGCUAGGCUUGCUGGCGGCGCAGCGGAGACAAGAGAGAGGAGGAGCAGCAGCGGAGGGGGGCUAGAGGAGGCUGAGGUCUCUGACAUCAGCGACUUUGAGGACCACGCGGCACCAGAGCAACCGAUAGCACCGCAGACCAAAGACUUGAUGCUGUCUCCCCGGGUCGGGCAAAGGACGUUGCUCAGCAAGGCGAGCAUGACAUUCAGUGUCACGACAUACGACUCAGACGAAGAUCUGGAGCCGCCGGCAAAACAGUGGCAGCCGUCAUCGUCGCGGGCCGUGUCCGGGUCCGUGUCCGAGUCGAGGUCGGCAUCGCUGGCAUUGCCGCCUUCUGCGCAUGCAGCAGCAGUAGCAGCCCAGUUGGAGGCCCUCGACAUGCCCAUCCGACCGCUGCAGUCGCCCCCAAUAUGGCCCCGAACGCCUUCGGCAAAGACGGCAGACGAAGUCGACAGGCUGCCGCAGACGCCAGUUCCCGAGGUUACAGUGUAUAUGCCCGACGACAGCCCCCGGUCACCAUCGCCAUCGCCGCCGCCACCGUCGUCGCCACCGGACGCGCUGGCGGACGAGAUCCUCGCGUCGAUGAGCAGUGGGUCGCCAUCACCUGUCAAAAAGCCCAGGCACACGCUUUCGCUAGCACAGCGCACGCAGCUGUCUCUGGCCCGCACUCCUCGUGGGGCCGCGAUGGGGAGGAUGGGAGAGAGCAGCUUGGAUUUCGAUGACGACGACGACGAGCCCGACCUCCAUUUGCUGCCCAGCCGACGAAACACGACUCCGGUGGCCGUGAAGGUGGGCAAUGCCGAGGACGAGGCGCCGGAGCACGAAGAUCUGGUGGCGAGGACACGCAGAAGCAUGGCCGGCUUCGAGGCGUCGCGGCAGAAAGCACAGCUGGAACGGCGACGGUCGCAGCACCAGAGCAGACAGCUGCCAUCAACACCGUCAGCGACAAAGUCUCUGGCGCAUUUUGACACGGUGGAGGAGGGCGAAAAUACGCUGAUCCUGGCCGAAGAGCUGAUGUCGGGCGAGCAGGACGACGCCGAGGCCAUCUUCCGAAGCCGGCCGAAGAUCAAGAUGAGCCCGAUCCCGAGCCCAACGCGGAGUCUCAGUCGAGCAGAGUGA